Exophiala viscosa is the source of this 778-nucleotide messenger RNA. RefSeq lists its product as uncharacterized. The transcript is spliced from 2 exons. NCBI's taxonomy places the organism in Eukaryota, Fungi, Ascomycota, Eurotiomycetes, Chaetothyriales, Herpotrichiellaceae. Bases 1 to 708 code for a protein of 235 amino acids. The record is from RefSeq and is a predicted model, not a curated record.
AUGUCUCCUGGCGCAACUCCGGAUAUGCCGCUUAGGGUCCAUAUACUUAGUACAAUCCCGCUUGCACUUCCACGGUGGGUGCCAGGAUGUGUCAACUUAGAGAUAUCGUUGCCACAAUACUCGCAGAUAGCCUCGUUCUUAUCUCUCAAGUGCUGGAAAGGGGCUUUGAUUUCCGACUUGCUGUCCUUGCUCUUGUUGUCGUUCGACUUGCCAUCGUUCGACUUGUUGUCUUUCGACGGGCGUUUUCCCUUGCACGAUGCGAUAUGCUGGGCUUGUCUGGUGGAUUGGGAGAUGUCUUUGCCGCACUUAGGACAUAUGCGACCCGAGGAAGCAACUUGCUCUUCAUCAGAGGAAGAAAUUUGCCCUUCCUCUGCAGAAGAAGCAUUCUAUCCAUCAUCCGAAUCGGGAGAAUCGUUGUCAGAGAGGUGUUGUUCGUGGUCUGAAGGGUCGCCCUCCCCGAGGUCAUUAUCUCCUGGAUCCGACGCCAUGGUAGAGCACGAGAUGUUUUUGGGCUAUGGUAUGAAAGGUACAAUUGAUCAGUAUGGGCAGUGUGUAGAUGAUCGAAUGCAAGAUGGGAACGUGGGUUGGUAUUGGGAGGAUGAAAGAAUUGGGAGAUCCAAAAAAAAGAGCAACAACGCGUGCAAUAACAAGCAGGCAGUGUGCAAGGUUUGGGUGAUGGGUGAGGCAGCUCGUAGCAAACGUGAGUGAAUGAAAUAGCUUUCUAACCACUUCGGAGGGGGCAGGCCAUACAAAGCUUGCGAUACUGCCAACAUUGACC